Messenger RNA from Lagopus muta (rock ptarmigan), 4007 nucleotides. It is a transcript of the gene SLITRK6, whose product is annotated as SLIT and NTRK like family member 6. The record is from RefSeq and is a predicted model, not a curated record. The coding region runs from base 309 to 2834 and encodes 841 amino acids. Gene Ontology annotation, molecular function: protein binding. The transcript is spliced from 3 exons. Gene Ontology annotation, biological process: axonogenesis; positive regulation of synapse assembly; regulation of presynapse assembly. Lineage: Eukaryota; Metazoa; Chordata; Aves; Galliformes; Phasianidae. Gene Ontology annotation, cellular component: membrane.
UGGCAAUCUGACUAAUAACAAACUGAGCUAACAAGAAAGACUAGAAAGAGCACAGAGAACACAGAAGCAGCUAGGAUCUAAAAAUCGGACCAGCCGAGUGAUCAAUUGUAUGCUUUGUACUUCGUCUUCUGAACAAGGAUUUUGACUAUAUGGAGCUGUAGUAUCACGAGAGCUUUCAGCAAAUAAACUGAGAAGAAAGUAUCUAUUUUUCACAGAAAAAAAUUACAUUGCAUUCACAUGGCUGCUCCAACUGUGCAUUACUGAGCAUUUCAGGGGGUUUUACUGCUGUACAGAAUCUGCUGAGCAAGAUGAAGCUCUGGAUUUUUGUGGUAUGUUCAGUUCUGGUUGCGUCUGAUCCUUUCCAGUCAGAAACAUCUUUUACUAGAAUCAGAGGAUCUUGUCAGAGCUUGUGUUCCUGUGAAGAAAAGGAUGACAUUAUGAUUAUAAACUGUGAAGAAAGAGGCAUCAAGAUGGUGUCAGAAAUAAAUGUCCCACCAUCACGGCCUUUCCAUCUUAAUUUGUUAAACAAUGGCCUGACAAUGCUACAUGUGAAUGAUUUUGCUGGCCUUGUUAAUGCUAUCUCUCUACAUCUUGGAUUUAAUAAUAUUGCAGAUAUUGAGCCUGGGGCUUUUAAUGGUCUCAACCUUCUUAAGCAACUUCAUAUAAAUCACAAUUCUUUAGAAAUACUUAAAGAAGAUACGUUUGAUGGAUUGGAAAAUUUGGAAUUUCUUCAAGCAGACAACAAUUUCAUCACAGUGAUUGAAGCAAGUGCCUUUAGCAAGCUCAGUAGGCUUAAAGUGCUUAUUUUGAAUGAUAAUGCUAUUGAGUACCUUCCUCCAAACAUAUUUCGUUUUGUGCCAUUGACUCAUUUAGAUCUUCGGGGAAACCAGUUACAGACACUACCAUAUGUUGGCUUUUUAGAACACAUCGGUAGAAUACUAGACCUUCAGUUGGAAGAUAAUAAAUGGGCUUGUAACUGUGAUUUGCUUCAGCUGAAGACAUGGCUGGAAAACAUGCCUCCUCAGUCAAUAAUAGGAGAUGUUGUAUGCAAUAGUCCUCCAGUUUUCAAAGGCAGCAUAUUAAACAGGUUGAAAAAAGAAUCGCUUUGUCCCAUUCCUACUGUCAAUGAACUUGAAGAUCCUUCAGGGUCACUGCCCUUGGUUGUAACCACCUCUGUAAGUGAUAGUCACCUGUCAACUAAGGUCAUUCCUAUACUGAAAGCUCCUACUAAAGAAACAAAUUUAAUGCUUCAUACUUCAAAACCAACUACCCAAUUUCCAGGAAUCUAUUGUCCCAUUCCCUGUCACUGCACCAGCCAUAUGCUCUCAGGAGUUCUUAUGCACUGUCAGGAGCGAAAUAUUGAAAGCCUGUCUGAUUUAGGACCUCCUCCUACAAAUCCUAAAAAACUUAUUCUAGCAGGAAACAUUAUUCAGACAUUACUUAAGUCAGAUCUUAUGGACUAUGCUAGUCUGGAAAUGCUUCAUCUGGGGAACAAUCGUAUUGAAAUCCUUGAGGAAGGAGUUUUCAUGAAUCUGACUAGACUGCAGAAACUGUAUCUCAAUGGCAAUCAUCUUACAAAGCUGAGUCAGAAUCUUUUCCUUGGCCUUCAGCACCUUGAAUACUUGUACCUUGAAUAUAAUGCCAUCAAAGAAGUUUUACCAGGGACAUUUAAUACAAUGCCAAAUCUUAAGGUCCUCUACUUAAAUAAUAACCUUUUGCAGACUUUACCACCCCAUAUCUUUUCUGGGGUGCCACUUGCCAGAUUAAAUCUGAAAACAAACCAGUUUGCUCAUUUGCCUGUGAGCAAUGUCUUGGAUGAACUGGAUAUGUUGGUACAAAUUGAACUUGAAGACAACCCCUGGGACUGUACAUGUGAUUCAGUUGGACUGCAAAAAUGGAUACAAAAGCUGAGUAAGAGUACAAUGAUGGGUGACAUUUUCUGUAAAUCUCCAGGACACUUAGAAAAAAAAAAACUGAAAUCCCUCAACAGUGAAGUCUUGUGUCCAGAUUUAAUAAACAGCCCUGCCCUACCAACUCAUGCCAGUUUUGUUGUUAUAGCAACUUCUACUUCUACUACUAGCAACACUGCAGACACCAUCCUGCAGUCGCUUACAGAUGCUGUCCCACUUUCUGUUCUAAUACUGGGACUGCUAAUUGUAUUUAUAAUUAUUGUAUUUUGUGCAGCAGGAAUAGUUGUUCUUGUUCUGCAUCGGCGGCGAAGAUGUAAAAAGAAACAAGCCAAUGAACAAAUGAGGGAUAGUAGCCCAGUUCACCUUCAGUACAGUAUGUAUGGGCAUAAAACAACACAUCACACAACAGAGCGUCCAGCUGCAGCUCUCUAUGAGCAACGUAUGAUUACUCCCAUGGUUCAGGUCUAUCACGGCCCAUCCUUCAGCCCAAAGCAUACUGAACAACAAGACGAGGAAAAUGAGAGAGCAACUAAUGAUUCCAAGCAUCUCUGCAGAAGUCUCCUGGAAAGAGAGAAUAGUUCACCACUUACUGGUUCAAAUGUCAAAUAUACGGCUGCAGAUCAAUCUGCAGAAUUUCUGUCUUUUCAAGAUGCCAGCUGCUUGUACAGAAACAUUCUUGAAAAAGAGAGGGAACUGCAGCAACUUGGAAUCACAGAGUACUUAAGAAAAAAUAUUGUUCAACUCCAGCCUGAAAUGGAAGUACAUUAUCCUGGAACACAUGAGGAACUAAAACUAAUGGAAUCACUGAUGUACUCCAGACCAAGAAAGGUUUUUUUAGAACAAACUAAAAAUGAGUAUUUUGAACUCAAGGCUAAUUUACAUGCUGAGCCUGACUACCUGGAAGUCCUUGAGCAGCAAACAUGAAGUGAUAAUACAUUGGGCUUGGGCCAAAUUUCUGUAUUCCAUUUUAAGUUGGAACUGUUGAAAAUAAAAGUGCCUUGUAAUGACAUGUCAACAGUUAGAACUUAAGCACAGCAGUAAUCCUAGCAAAAAAACAAACAAACAAACAAAAAAACCUAAAAAACUCAGGGAUCACUGUGGGAAGCCAUGCGGUUGUGUGUAGACAAUAUGUCUCAAGUUAAACACGAAUUGUGUGAUUGAACUGUGAGAGGAAGAUUGCUUGUUGCAAUAUUACUUAGCAUUUUUUAAAGGUGUGUAUGGCAUUCUCUUUUGUGUACCUAACCUAUGAAAAAAUGUUUGUUACCUGUACUCUCUGGUUUUCCCCUAGUUUAAUUAGAUUCCUUAAAACAAACACAAAAAGAAAAAUAAACAAGCCCUCACACCUGUGUUUGUAGUUAGAAGCUUAGAGUGUAUUAAGUGUUAGUACUGCAUACAUGACCAUUGUCUACAACCACACCUAACGUACUCUUAUAAUAAAUAUGAAAGGAUUUAAAAUGUUGUCAUGCUAAAUAUCCGUUAAAAACAAACAAACAAAAGAACAAAAUUCGUGUAUCCAUCCACUGACAGAGAGCCUGCGUGUAUUUAAUAUUUUAUAUGGAACUUCAUCAUAUGGAUUCUUUGUCAGUAUGAGGAACAAAAAAUAUAUGUGUUUACCCAACAUCUUACAAGAAGAACUGCAAGCCUUUUGAUACCCUAUCUGAUAGCUUUAUUAAGUUUGGACAAUCUUUUCUUAAGCUGCUGCUAUAAAAUAUUGUGCAUCACUGGUGUUUCAACUCACGAUCAUGAGCAAUUGGAAAAAAUAUUGAGGUUCAGCUGUAUAUAUUGCUGUAUUUAAUAAGUUUGAUUUUUAUAUAUCUAUCUAUAAAUAUAAUUUCUGUGCUGGCUUUAACUAUCCUUGGAGGAAAUUAGUUUGCUGCAACUAGGAACUUCCAGGUGAAAAAGCAGGUUCUUUCCUUCACUACCCAAAAGCAAUUUCCAAAUAGAAUAACUACAACAAAAUAUAUGUGUGAGGAACAGUAAUAGUAUUUAGCUGUUGUUUGUACAAUAUUGUUAUAUUUUGCAGAAUCUAGAAGAAAGUAAAGUGUUGUGGGAAAAAAUACAAAAAGUAGAACAUGUCAGAUUUAUUUUUGCAAUGAA